CAAAGUGAAAGAGCAAAGUACACUUGCCUAGUCAAUAAUGAAUGAGAUAGCCAUGGCUUUUAGCAUUUAGCGUCAAUGAUCAACCUUCAUACAACAUGGGGAUUUUAGACACUGUGUAUUUUCUACCAAUACCAUUCACCCAGGUGAAGUUUGAGGUGAAUGGUUGUCAGGUUGCUAUAGCACUAUGUGUGCUACCCCUGAUGUGGCUAGUGAGGGGGCUAUACAGGUUGAUAUCCUGGAAGAUCAACAGGGAUACACUGAAGGCUCUUGUGAAGGUCAAACGUGAGGAAAGUAAAGAGGCCAGGGACAGGCUGAAGGAGAGAAUUAAGGACACGCCUGGUUACAAGAAGCAAGAUGAGAUAACAAAACUAGGUACAGCAGAAUUGAUCCAGAAGCUACAUAAGAGAGAGCUGAAGGCACUAGAUGCCCUGCAUGCAUUCCAAGGCAAAGCUCUGAAGCUGAAUGAAGACCUGAAUUUCUGGUGUGAGACUUUAGAAGAGGCAGAGGAGUGGGCCAAGGAGUGUGAUGAUUCUAAGGAACUUAAAGGAUUGUUGCAUGGUCUACCUAUAUCACUCAAAGAUCACUUAGCUGUUAAGGGAUAUGACCAGACAAUUGGACUCACUCAGUCCAUCUUCAAACCUUCAUUAAUGGACCAAUCCAUUGUGCAAGUGUUAAGGUCACAAGGUGCUGUUCCAUUUGUGAAAACCAAUGUACCACAGCUCAUGUUCAGUUUGGAGACUUCAAAUCCAGUGUUUGGUACUUCAUUGAAUCCCCAUGACAAGAAGAGGGGGCCAGGAGGUUCCUCGGGGGGUGAGGGUGCUAUUAUAGGAGGAGGGGGGUCAGUCUUAGGAAUUGGGAGUGACAUUGGAGGAAGUAUAAGGUGUCCAGCUACAUUCUGUGGUUGCUGUGGUUUUAAGCCAACUGCAGGAAGAUUAAGCAAUGAUGACAAUUUGGAGAUGUUCAAAGGAGAGAAGACCAUUCCAGCUACAUUCGGCCCCCUAGCUAAGGAUGUGAAUGGUCUAGCAGUAUGUAUGGAGGCUUUAUUAACUGAUCAGCUCUUCCAACUGGCUCCAACAACACCACCUUUGGUGUUCAACAAACAGAUUUAUGAAGACAAAAGGCCAAUGAAGAUAGGCUACUUCGCAAGCUUUGAUCCACCAUUGUUUGAAGCCAUACCAGCUGUACAGAGGGCUGUGAGAGAGGCUAAACAGAUUUUGGAACAUCAGGGGCAUACACUUGUAGAAUUCAAACCUCCCUUUGUCCAAGAACUUUUUCGUGAUGUCUACACCCCCUGUAUAAUUGGGGAAAGUUGCACAGAACAUUACAAGUCCUUGAAAGGUGAGAUAAUAGAUCCAACUACGAGGAUGUUAGCAUUCACCCAUGUAGCACCAAUGUGGCUGAAAACCUGCCUAAAGCACUUUCUCAGUUUGAUAGGUAUGAAGGAUGAGGCGGCAACUAUUGAAUCAUCUUCAAAAAUGAAGAGGUGUCAAGAUUGGUGGGAUGUUACAGCACUGUGCGAGAAACUGACAGGUCGCUUCAUUGACCACUGGAAGAGAGCUGGCCUCGAUGCAGUGAUUGCUCCGGCUUAUGGAUCAGUUGCUAUGCCUACUGGAAACCCAGAAGAUUAUGUUGGUCAAAUUCUGGCAUACUUUGCCUUGUGGAAUGUCUUGAAUUUCCCAGCUGGUGUUCUUCCCGUAACCAAGGUAACAAAAUCUGACCAGGAAAAUCUAAAGCAUUGGAAGGCUUCAACGUUUGCUAGUAGACGUAUAAAAAAGCAUAUGGAGGGUAGUGAAGGACUCCCAGUGGCAGUACAAUGUAUUACACUGCCUUGGCAAGAUGAACGCUGCCUCAGAUUGAUGGCAGAUCUUGAACGAGGAGUCAAGAACAAAAAAUAACUUGAUAAAAGUAGAAAACAGACAUUUGAAGUGAAGUUCUCUUGAGACUCCAUAGUUAAAUUGUAAAAAGGAACGAAUAAGAAACUGGCCAUAUAGUACAUAAAUGUGAAAUCUUAUGGAUAGAGACUAAAAGUGCCAAGAAAAGGUUGGAAGAAAGAACGGACACUUUCCAAUCACAGGAGAUGUGAGACGAAAAACUUACUUUUAAUGUGCUACAUUUCAUUCAACACAGCAUUCUAAUAUAUUUUAAGAUAAAUAUAUUUCUACAAAAAAGUAUCUUUAAGAUACAUAUCAUUUAUAAUGUUCUGUUAAUUAUGUUG
Molecule: messenger RNA, 2215 nt
Organism: Owenia fusiformis
Lineage: Eukaryota; Metazoa; Annelida; Polychaeta; Sabellida; Oweniidae
Source: the annotation of a GenBank genome assembly